CUCUUUCAGAAUGUACUGACGCGAGCAGCAGAGCAGUUUUCAAAGUAAGCAGAUAGGGCAUUCAAAAUCAACAAGCUGAAGACUGAGGUCACCAACUGUCUCACAAUGUUGGAAAAGAGAGUAGAGCUGGAGGGGAUGAAGGUGAUGGAGAUUGAGAAGUGUCGCAAUGACAUCAAGAAGCUCAGUGAGGAGAUCGCAUCCAGAAACAACAGUAAUUUUUUGGAUGACAACAAGAAGCGGAGUCCUUGCAUUCCCUCUGACCCCAAAUGCCAUCUGUCUAAGGAGACAAUGGAAGCUCUUAGAUUGCCUACGUUUGAUGCUUGGCAGUGGGAGCCCAAUGAGAUGCUGAGCUGUCUAGAACAUAUGUACCAUGACCUGGGCUUGGUCAGAGACUUUAAUAUAAAUCCCAUCACACUGAAAAGAUGGCUGCUGUGUAUCCAUGACAACUACAGGAAUAACCCCUACCACAACUUCCGCCACUGUUUCUGUGUCACCCAGAUGAUGUACAGCAUGAUCUGCCUCUGCAGCCUUCAGGAGAAGUUUACUCAGAUGGAGAUUCUGGCUCUCAUGACAGCUGCUGUGUGUCAUGACCUCGAUCAUCCUGGAUUCAACAACAUGUAUCAGAUCAACGCUAGAACGGAGAUGGCCCUUCGCUACAAUGAUAUUUCUCCUCUGGAGAACCACCACUGUGCUGUGGCCUUCCAGAUUUUCUCCCAGCCUGAUUGCAACAUAUUCUUCAACUUUGACCCUGAGGCCUUUAAACAGAUACGACAGGAAACUAUCACAUUGAUCCUGGCCACAGACAUGGCACGCCACAGUGAGAUCCUAAAAACCUUCAAGCAGAAAGUUGACAACUUUGACUACACAAAUAAGGAGCAUGUUGCCUGCCUGAAGAUGGUACUUAUCAAAUGUUGUGACAUCUCCAAUGAAGUGCGGCCCAUGGAGGUGGCUGAGCCUUGGGUCGAUUGCCUGCUGGAGGAGUACUUCAUGCAGAGUGACAGGGAGAAGGCUGAGGGACUUCCUGUGGCUCCGUUCAUGGACAGAGAAAAGGUCACCAAGUCAACAGCCCAGACUGGCUUCAUCAAAUUCGUCCUCCUCCCCAUGUUUGAGACUGUGAUGAAGCUGUUCCCACAGAUUGAGGAGGUGAUGGUAAAGCCACUCAGAGAGUCAAGAGACCGGUACGAAGAGCUCAAACAGACUGAUGAUGCCAUGAACGAGGUGCAGAAAAAGAAAAGUGAGAAUUUAACAAUGGAUGGUGAGAAGUGAAAAGUUCUGAAAAGGACCAGUGAGCACAGAGCACAAGUACAGUGGAAUAAUGAGAUGUGUUGUUCCACUGGGAGCUGUAAGACCUUCCAUCACCCUGUCCACUCCUCACAUGGAGCAGCAUGAAGGGUGUUGUCGUUUCCAGUGUGCCACAGGAAGAUGAUGGCCGAUGUUUAAGAGCAGCUUCUUAAGCUGCUACAGGACUUGAGGACCAGAGGGACUCUGAAUUGAGUGGUUUUAGCUGAAUGCUAGCAUUCGAAUACCACAGACUACUUCAGUGAACAAUAUUUAGAUAUAAUUUGUGUAUUGUGUUUGUUUUUACAUAUUUUUAUUGGCUUUUGUUAUUUUAUACAAAAAUUAAAAGUAUAAUCUUAAUAGCAAAGUUCUGUCUGGACUGUUUCUUUUAUUUUCACACAAAAUAGCCAAUUAUUCGUCAUGGAAAGGCAGCAAAAGAGAAGAGGAAAAAAGGAGGGCAAAGAUAGACAAGGACAAAAUACAAGAGAGGGAGAAGCCAAAAGUUAACGAAAUGCAGUGAAAUGAAAUGCUUCCUAAUUCUUCUUGUGAUUGCUCCCUCUCACUGGAUCAUCUGCAUCCAUCUUACCCUAUCCUCCUCUGUCACACCCUCUGCAUAUCCUCCUUAACUUCAUGGGUCAUUGUGGCGCCAGUGUGUACGGCAUGCCAUCUGCUGCAUCUUUUGCUCUCCACUUUGUUUUUGUUGUUGUGUGUCAAGCAAAAUGUCAAGUGUCUACCGAUGUAUGAUCACCAGACAGUUCUAAAGCUUUUUUCUACCAACCUCCGUGCUCACCUCACUGGAAGCGGCACAGACGUCAGGGUAAGUGAGGUGGGCGGUUAGCUAAAACGCCUGUUUGGCCUGCUGUCCCAAACUUUUCCUGGCCCAAAAGGAAUCGGUUUCUCACCUCUUUGCUUUGUUGCGCUCGUUGGAUCAGGUCUAUCACAUCGAUCAUAUCUUGUGUUGUACCAUGUGUGGUACAACACAAGUCUGUGGGGGGUGUGGUGACAGUGUGGGUACGUUUGAUGGUGUGAUGAAGCCGUGGGAAUGUGGUGAAUCUUUCUGACCAACUGUGAAGUACUGACAUCAGCUCAUCAUUUGAUUUACAGCAGCCCUGCUGUGAUAAUACAUGUGGGCUACGUACCAGUGGAUAUGUAAACGUAAUGAUGUAUCAAUAGCAGAAUACCCAUAUGAGGUCCUGUAUAAUCAAAAUAUAUACACACACACACACAUAACUAACCAUCCACUCGGAGUUGAUUUAAGUCUUAUGUACAUGUACAUGAAGUACACGGACACACUGCACAGGUGGUUUCAUGUCUGCGCAGCUGCUACGUGUACUGUGGGGAGUGGGCAGGCUAGGCAGAGUGUCUUAAAGAAGUAUCUACACAUCCAACCAAUGGGGAUCAUUCCCUGUACAUAUGGAAUAUGUAACGGAGUGGAGAGAGAUUCUCGAUGUGAUAGAGAAUAAAUUAUUUGACCACAAAAACCCCAAAACACACACAGCACAAGAGCAAAAAGCAUCUCAGCAGCUGUCUGCACUGUGGUGCACAGGUAAUGAUGUGAGCUUCUUUUCUCGCCGCCUGACCUGGGAAAGGAGGUGUUGCAGUAACUCAAACUCCAGGCCUCAACCCUACAGUGUCAGGACAGCUAUGCAUAAACCAUGUAAAACAGAAGAGGCCCAAUUUCCUUCACAAUUAUAUGAAACAGUCAUUGAGAAAAUGAUUACUUCAAUUUAUUGCUGAGAGGCUGUGAAGCCCAGAGUGUUUAAUUAAAUCCUAGUCUCAUAUUCUUUUUAAGCUGUGGAACACAUUUUCCUGUUUCAUUCAUUCUCAUAACUCACUCAGCUUUUCCUACACGUCAGAAUCCUGCUCUGGAAAAACUGAGGAAGUUUAGUAGUCACUUCCUCAGCUGCUGCUAACACACACUGCAAUCGCAUGCAAUCAGAAAUGUGAACAGAG
This is a messenger RNA of Pundamilia nyererei, 3231 nucleotides long. It is a transcript of the gene pde9aa, whose product is annotated as phosphodiesterase 9aa. The transcript has 15 exons. The coding region runs from base 106 to 1266 and encodes 386 amino acids. NCBI's taxonomy places the organism in Eukaryota, Metazoa, Chordata, Actinopteri, Cichliformes, Cichlidae. The record is from RefSeq and is a predicted model, not a curated record. Gene Ontology annotation, molecular function: 3',5'-cyclic-nucleotide phosphodiesterase activity. Gene Ontology annotation, biological process: signal transduction.